Messenger RNA from Bursaphelenchus okinawaensis, 3164 nucleotides. The record is from the annotation of a GenBank genome assembly. NCBI's taxonomy places the organism in Eukaryota, Metazoa, Nematoda, Chromadorea, Rhabditida, Aphelenchoididae.
AUGAUUCCAGAUUCCAGUCGCGGAAUGCCGGCACUUCAAACCCUCACCAUGAACGUGAACAGUGGACCGGUCGUGGUGAAGACCGAAGAUACCUGUAAGUUGGGGUACCUUUUCAAAAGAUGUUUUUUAAUGGUUUUUAAAGUUUUAUCAGUAGAAUCUUAAUAUAAAAAGCUUGAAAAUUAUCAAAUUUUUAAAUUUACAUUUAAAAAAAUUUUUUAAAAAUUGUUUUUGAAAUUUUUGAAGCUAAUAGCCUAUGAUAAUAAAGCCCUUUUUUCAGCUUUACCAUGUAACAACUGCGGAGUAAAAUUUACUCAAAGUGAAAGCCUCAGGCGGCAUCAGUUAUUCUAUUGUAAAACCGAAGAAAAUGGCAGUGGUAAGUUAGCGGGGCGUGGCUACAACUAGGAUUGGGACUGAGGAAGGCCUGUAAAGGGGUCGAGAACAAGCCUUGGUUUGAGCCCCUUUCAAGCCCAAGCUGAAGCUAAGGCUGAAGACAACUAAAGCUCUUCAGGGCAAGGACUAAAGCUAAGGCUCGAGCUAGGGCCCAGGCCAGGGCUGGAACUAGAGCUGAAGUUAGAGCUUAGGCUAAAGCCAUGGCUAAAACUAGGGCGAAAGCUAGAGCUAAAGCUGGAGCUUAAGCUAGGACUAGGGCGGCUAGGGCCGGAGCAAGGACCAAAACUAGAGCUAGUACUAGGUCCAAGCAAAGGCUUUCGCUACAGUAGAGUUUUCAGAACCGUUUAUAAAACAUUAAGAUUUCUAACAAAUAACCUUUUUCCAGACAUUCACACCAGCACAACAACGACGAAAGAAGAGCCCCGACCUCAAGAAUCAACUCCAUCUACCUCAACCUCGAAUCUCCAAAGUCUUCUCAACAAUAAUAUUAGUCUACCCAACUUUGCUGACGCGAUUGCUGCCAUCAUUCAACAACAACAGAGCCAGCAACAAGUUUUGUUGCAACAGCAACUUCAGCAACAAGCUGUGAGCAACAUUCUUGGAGUGGGACAAACAAACACUAUCAUAUUACCGGUCGGUUAUCACAAUCAAAGUGAUAGCAGCAUCAUUCAGGUGAGUACUGAUUUUUGGUUUUUUGGUUGGAUUACUGUAACUUUUUGGCAAUUAUUUUUAUGAUUAUUGUUGAAACUUUAAAUUUAGGUGUAGACUAAGCUUAAAAAUGAUCUUUCAGGUAGUUAUAGACUUAUAAAAUACUCUAUAUUAAAAUUCCUAACCUAAAGGUAUACCUACUAUAUACAACAUCCGCUAAUUCCCAACUCUGAAAGCCUAAUAUAACCCUUGAUAUUAUCCCAAAAUGGCACAAAAAGCAUACCCUAACCAAAAUUUCACAUUUCAGGUGGUAGGCCCAGUCCAAACCGUGAUACCCGUAGCCAUUAGUCGCACUGUGCCAGUAGCCUCACGGUCGUUAAUGUUAGACGCCGCUUUCGCUUCACAACUACAGAUUCCACCAAAACUGCCAUUAAAUCAACCAUCAGGAGAGUUCGGUCUAUCUUUGGCGUUUUUAUCACAAAAUAAUCCGACUCAAAGUACUAGUAACAAUGUCACAGCGACGGCUACCGUGCUCAGUGGAAACGAAUUGAACCCCAGUUUGUUGGGGAGGAAACGGUAAGAGUUUUAUUAAAGAGUUUUAAAGAUUAAUCAAAACCUUUCUUGACAGCUCAUAAAAUGGUAGAGUAACUUAUUGUAAGAUAACAAAAGAGAAUCCAUCGUAUAAUAUGUCUCCUGCACGCUGCAGACGAAAAAAAAGUUGUUUCGUUAUAAUGUUUACAAGAACUUUCUUUACAAAACAUAACAUGGCAAGUAUUUUCUUUACAAAGCAUAACAUGGCAAGAACUUUCUUUACAGAUCAUAAAAUGGCAAGAACUUUCUCUACUAAGUAUAAAAUGGCUAGAACUUUCCUUACAAAUCAUAAAUUGAUAAAGACGUUUAUCUUUUCCGAAACAGUCAGAGAAAAGAAAAAACCUUUUCAAAAGUAAAGUUUUUCCCAAAGCGUAAAAAAGUCGCCGCCGCGUGAAACCCAAUCAAAAAACAAGUGCCAUAAACGCGACUUCAACUUUAGUCCAAAAAAAGUUUAGCUUCACGCUCAGCAUGAUCCGCCUAUCAUGCGUCUGAUGGCCCUAUUUAACCUUUAUUGGCCCUUGGCCAACGUCAGAGGCGGCUGGUCGAAUAGUUGGCCAAUUUUUGGGAUGACUUUAGGUAACUGGAGUCUGAUAUCUGUGGUUUUCUUGCCACUUUUUGCUUCGUAAAGACGGUUCUUGUCAUUUUAUGGCUUGUAAAGAAAGUUCUUCCCGUUUCAUACUUUGUAAAGAAAGUUCUUGCUAUUUUUUGGUUUGUAAAUAAAGGUCUAGCCAUUUAUGUUUUGUGAAAAAAUUAUUUGCCAUUUUAUAGUUUGUAAGGAAAGUUAUUGCCAUUUUAUGUUUUUUAAAGAAAGUCUUUGCCAUUUGUAAUUAGCCACCAAAUUUCUUUACAAUAGCCCAGUUGAAACCUUAAAAUUCCUUUAAAAGGACAUUUAAUGCCAUUUUUUUAUCUAAAUUAAGUCCCAUAAUUUCAGAAUCAGAACAACAUCAUCAUCCUCAUCAACAAAAAGGUUUUGUGAUUCGGCCGAAUCCUCCAGCCGGCCGCUUGACCUCUCCCAGAAGCCGAAAGAAGAUGAACCCACUGACAAGUCCGAUGCCAAGAAGCCUUUCGCUUGUGAUUGUGGAGUCUCGUUUAUGACAAACGAAACCCUCACCAGUCAUCGCAAAUACUACUGUAAGAACCGGGUAUCGGCCGACGAAAUCGAGGAAAUGGAGCCCUCGAGGAAGGUCCCAUCACAGUGUUCCCAAUGCGAUUACAUUCCCUCCACCCACGCCCAGCUAGCACAACACAUUCGCCACAAACACUCGCUAGUCCAGGCGUUCGUCUGCCUGAUUUGCAACUACAAAGGCUAUUCGGCCCGAGGCAUUAAAAACCAUUUGAGGACUUCGCAUCCGGAAGAAAUGUCAAAACGUCGUGCUGACAGUGAGAGUACCAUGCUGUCGGACAAGAGCCUACUACAAGAUUAUGUGUUUUGUGUUACAGCCGAUACAAAACAAAUUCCGUGUGAAAAGUGCCGAUUGGCAUUCCCCACCGAAGACCUCAGGAACCGACAUCAGUGUCGGGCGCCCGAUAGUUGA